AUGGAUCCCAACCAGACGCCCGCGGGGCCUGAUGGCCCUGAUAAAGAAAAGAUGGAGCAGAUUCGAGCACGGCGUCUGGCCAAGCUGGGCAACCCAACUCCCCCAAAGCCGGCGGAGAGCACGCCUGCAGAAGCCGGAAGCUCAUCUUCGCCUGCUCCUCCGCAGUCGGGCUCUCCAGCCCCCGAGGGCGAAUCCGAGACCAAGAAGACCAAGAUCACCAUCACACCGGCGGCCCAGCCGACCUCAAACCCUUUUGCGCAGCUCGGCGUGCGGUCGAGCAAACCGACCGACCCCGAAGGCUCUACAGGUACUUUUCGUGUUGCUCGCAAGAGGUCCGCCUCUCAAGUUGACGACGUCCUUUCAGCACCACCCCCGCGUAAAGACACGCCCGUCCAGCCCGAGUCGGAUGAGGACUAUGCCGAUAGAAUUCUAAGCCAAAUCUUCCGCGUAACGGUCGAUCCCCACCGGAUGACAAGCAAUGGCAACCAUCGCUUGACCUUUCUCCCGAAUCUGAACCAAGAGCUCAACGAAUCCGGGGAGCCUCUGAAGCUGUCUGUUAAUAAUUUGGAUCAGGCCAUCAUAGAGGCUUGCAGCAGCUGGCCUUCAGAUAAGCCUCUGAUGCACUAUCUCCUGCCAUGCUGGAAGAGAGCUGUCAAGGCAGCGUCAGCGAAUAAGCAAACGAGCGGCCCUAAGUUCGACCUAAGCGAAGAGUCGAAGCGUUUGUGCAUGAGCAACUGCCUCUUCGCCGUUACUAUGCCGGUUUUAUAUGGCCGUGAGCCAAACCCAAACCAUGAUACUAUUGCCCCUUAUCUUCUAAAGGGUCCGAUAGAUGAGGGUGGAAUUUGCCUCGAUUUCAUCAAAGAGGCUAUUAAGCGGUUUGACGAUGACGAGGCUUUUCCAGCCAUCUUCAACGAUGCCAUGGUCAAGCUCAGCACUCAGCUAUCUGCACUUUCCAUGAGCGAUGAAUACAAGCCAUAUGUCCAGGCACUGCUAACAUACACACGCUUCCCUAUCUUAAUAUCUAAUCUCGCCAAACAUGCCUGCUUCAAACUACCUCUUUCGCCACACACCAUUGAGAGGAACACUAUUCUUGGCCCCUUUUUUCGUUUAUCCCCCUUACAGCCAGAAGUGAUAAAAAGCUACUUUCCCGGGUCGCGUACUCUAGACAAGGCACGCAUUACUAACGCGCAAGACGCAUUGCGAAUGGUAUUGAGGACACACCAAGACGACCUAUUUGUGAUUACCAACGCUUUCAUCCGGGCAGGGCCAGAUACAAGAAACCGUACACUGGAUUGGUUUGCAUACAUCCUAAACACCAACCACAAGCGGAGAGCUAUCCAGGUGGACCCUAGAGAGGUUGCCUCUGACGGAUUUAUGAUGAACAUCACCACGAUUUUGGAUCGGUUCUGUGAACCAUUUAUGGAAAUGGAUUUCAGCAAAAUAGACAAGAUUGAUGUCCGAUAUUUUAGGAGGCAGCCGCGAGUUGAUAUCUCUGAUGAGACCAAACUUAACGCCGAUCAAGCCGCUGCUGAAAAGUAUUACGCUCAAAAGGAAGACGGGGACUCAAACUUCAUCUCUGAGGCCUUCUUCCUGACACUGGCUGCCCACCAUUAUGGCAGCGAGGCACUCAACUCGCAGCUGAAGAAUCUCGAUCGCGAGAUCAAGUACUUGGAGAGACAUCUCAAGGCUAUGGAGGCAGAGCGAUCAAAAGUAGCCAACGCGCCGCAUCAACUUAGGCUGUUCGAAGAGACGCUUAAGAGGCAUACGAACGUGCUGGAGAAGACAAUAGCGCUGAAAUACUCCAUUGAGGGCGUUCUGCUCGACGAAAGGAUGCAGAGCACUUCUCUGCGGUUCAUGCGAUAUGUCGCUGUAUGGCUGCUUCGUAUUGCAACAGGGUCUGAUUACAAGCCUGGAACUGAAACUGAGACCAUCAAGCUACCUAUCGAAUUAGCAAACUCUGACGCUUUUGCGUAUCUUCCUGAAUAUGCACUUCAGAAUAUUGUUGACAACUUCAAGUUUGUGUUCCGAUGGCUUCCUACCAUUCUUCCCAGCGCUGUGGGCGAGGAAAUGAUUGCUCUGUGCAUCACCUUCCUCCGGUCUUCAGAACAGAUCAAAAAUCCAUAUCUCAAAUCAUCACUGGUGUCUCUGCUCUUCUCCGGAACCUGGCCGUUUAUGCACCUCAAGAGAGGUGUUUUGGGCGAUCAGCUCAUCUCCAUCAAGUUUGCCAACGACUUUUUGUUGCAUGCUUUGAUGAAAUUCUACAUCGAGUGCGAGUCUACUGGAGCCAACACGGCUUUCUACGACAAGUUCAACAUACGAUAUGAAAUCUUCCAAGUCAUCAAAUGCGUAUGGGUUAAUGAUGUUUACAGACAACAGCUUAUCAAAGAAAGCAAGGUCAACCGGGGUUUCUUUGUUCAAUUCGUCAAUAUGCUUCUAAAUGAUACUACCUACGUGCUUGAUGAGGCAUUCACAAAGUUCCCCAAGAUGCGCGGUAUUGAAAGAGAGCUUGUUGAGAAUAAAACCAUGUCAACAGAGGACCGACAGAAGAAGGAAGAGGAGUUACAGAGCCUAGGAAGCCAAGCGACAUCUUACAUGCAGCUUGCCAACGAGACCCUUGAGAUGAUGAAACUCUUUACCAAGACGUUAAGCGAGGCCUUCACCAUGCCUGAGAUUGUCUCACGUCUGGCGAGCAUGUUGAACUACAACCUCGAGACGUUGGCCGGCAAGAAAGCUGCAGCCGAGUUGAGCGUUUCGAACAGAGACAAAUACCACUUCCGCCCUCUUCAGCUGCUCUCAGACUUUGUCGAAAUCUACUUGAACCUUGGAGCAUCAUCUGUCUUCAUCGAAGCUGUCGCAGCGGACGGGCGCUCUUACAAGCCAGAGGUUCUGGAUCGCGUCGCCUACAUCCUUUCAUCGAAACACCAGAAAGACCCCGCAGAUAUUGCUCGAUGGGACAAGCUCAAGACCAAGUUUGUCCAGGCGAAGGAGCAGCAGGAUCAAGCCGAGUUGGAUCUCGGCGACAUCCCGCCCGAGUUUGAAGACCCCAUCAUGGGAGAGCUGAUGAAGGAUCCCGUGCUCCUGCCGAGUCGGCACGUUGUCGAUCGAUCGACCAUCGUGCAGCACUUGCUGAGCGACCCGAAAGAUCCAUUCACGCGCCAGCCUAUGACUAUCGAGGAUGCCGUUCCGCAGACGGAGCUGAAGGAGAAGAUUGAGAAGUGGAGGCUUGAGAGGAUUCAGGCUUCGAAGGAGAAGCUGGCACAACAAGGAGAUGAUGCCAUGGAUACUGCUGAGGGCUAA
This is a messenger RNA of Trichoderma gamsii, 3297 nucleotides long. Its product is annotated as ubiquitin conjugation factor E4 B. The coding region runs from base 1 to 3297 and encodes 1098 amino acids. Gene Ontology annotation, biological process: protein polyubiquitination. The record is from RefSeq and is a predicted model, not a curated record. Gene Ontology annotation, cellular component: ubiquitin ligase complex; cytoplasm; nucleus. Gene Ontology annotation, molecular function: ubiquitin-ubiquitin ligase activity. The transcript is spliced from 7 exons. NCBI's taxonomy places the organism in Eukaryota, Fungi, Ascomycota, Sordariomycetes, Hypocreales, Hypocreaceae.